AUCCAAAGGCCACUCAAAAUAGUUACGAAUGACACAAUGAAAGGCUCAAAAUUUAGCUUCAGCCGCCACACACGUUCACCGAAUGCAAGAGACGAAAACAGCACAAGUCUCUCUUUUUCUCUCUCAAUCAGAUGAAGGGCUGAAAUCUUGGAUACCCUUUGAGCAUUAAAGGCCAUGGCUUUUCUUCUAUCUAACCUCAAACCCUCUCUGCUUCCCCAAACCAAAUCAAAACCCAUUUUCCAAACGCUUUCAUCAGCAAAAGCAACAACUUCUCAGGGUACUUCUUUGUUCUUCACCUCAUGUGCUACUCCGCUUUCCACCCUCCAAACUCCCACUGCACAGGUUGCUCUGGGGAGCACACCAACAACUGGUGCCAAAGAUGAGCAUCAGCAGCAAAAGGAUGACUUUUAUCUCAAUCUUGGCCUUGCUGUCAGGACCCUCCGAGAGGACAUGCCCUUGAUCUUCGUCAAAGACCUCAAUUAUGACAUCUACAGGGAUGAUAUAACAUUCAAGGACCCUUUGAACACAUUUACUGGUAUUGAGAAGUACAAAUUGAUCUUCUGGGCAUUGAGGUUUCAUGGUAAAAUUUUGUUCCGUGAGAUUGCUCUGGAUGUGUAUAGGAUAUGGCAACCUUCAGAGAAUGUGAUAUUGAUUAGGUGGAACCUGAGGGGUGUGCCUCGGGUUCCAUGGGAGGCUAAAGGGGAGUUUCAAGGCACAUCAAGGUACAAAUUGGACAGAAAUGGGAAAAUUUAUGAACACAAAGUUGAUAAUUUAGCAUUCAAUUUUCCACAGACCCUCAAACCAGUUUCAGUUUUGGAUUUGGUCACUGCCUGCCCUGCAAGUCCAAAUCUAACAUUUUCUUGGGGUUCUGUGGAUUCCAACACUUCUUCAUGGAUAGAGUUUUAUCAAUCUGUUAAGGGCACAUUGGAUCAAGAAGAGGGGUUGCUGCCACAAGAUUGUGUGGCUACAUGUUCAUGGUGACCACUUUUAGCAUAAACUGUUCCAUAGAUGAUAUAUAUUAUAUAUAUAUAUAUACACUAUAGAUUGUAAUAGGUUGGUUAGAUAUGAUGAAAUUUGGUCAAUAGCAUAAAAUGGUUUUUCUCUAAGGAUAAAGUGUAUAUAGAUAUAGGCAGUGAUGCAGAAGAGUACAAGUUGCCAAUUCUGAUGUUGGAGGAAAUGAAUGUUUUUAUGUCAGGUGAGUUUUCACAGAUGAGAUAGAUCUAUAUGCUAUAAUCAGAAUUUUAUAAUGCAGAAUUGUUUUGAUUCUCUUA
This is a messenger RNA of Vigna umbellata (rice bean), 1271 nucleotides long. RefSeq lists its product as uncharacterized. Lineage: Eukaryota; Viridiplantae; Streptophyta; Magnoliopsida; Fabales; Fabaceae. The record is from RefSeq and is a predicted model, not a curated record.